Molecule: messenger RNA, 2198 nt
Organism: Gambusia affinis (western mosquitofish)
Lineage: Eukaryota; Metazoa; Chordata; Actinopteri; Cyprinodontiformes; Poeciliidae
Gene: lef1
Product: lymphoid enhancer-binding factor 1
Exons: 9
Coding region: 16-744 (242 amino acids)
Biological process (GO): regulation of transcription by RNA polymerase II; canonical Wnt signaling pathway
Cellular component (GO): beta-catenin-TCF complex
Molecular function (GO): RNA polymerase II cis-regulatory region sequence-specific DNA binding; DNA-binding transcription factor activity, RNA polymerase II-specific
Source: RefSeq, a predicted model, not a curated record
ACUUUACGCCAAAACAUGUCCACUGUUACGCAGAUAGAAAGAGAAUCCAACAAAGUCCCGGUGGUCCAGCCGUCCCACGCCGUCCACCCGCUCACGCCGCUCAUCACGUACAGCGACGAGCACUUCGCCCCGGGGUCCCACUCCGGCCAUCACCCUCAGGAUGGAGGCAACAAACAAGGGAUGCCCAGGCAUCAUCCUGGACCAGACAUGCCCAACUUCUACUCCCUGUCUCCUGGAGGAGUGGGACAGAUCACGCCCCCUCUGGGAUGGUUCUCUCACCACAUGGUGCCCGGCCCCCCAGGCCCUCACGCAACAGGCAUCCCUCAUCCAGCCAUCGUCAACCCGCAGGUCAAACAGGAGCCGCCACAUGAAAGUGACAUCAUGCACAUGAAGUCCCAGCACGAACAGAGAAAGGAGCAGGAGCCAAAAAGGCCGCACAUCAAGAAGCCGCUAAACGCCUUCAUGCUCUACAUGAAAGAGAUGCGUGCGAACGUGGUCGCCGAAUGCACGCUGAAGGAGAGCGCCGCCAUCAAUCAGAUCCUGGGACGAAGGUGGCAUGCUUUAUCUCGGGAAGAGCAAGCUAAGUAUUAUGAGUUAGCCCGCAAGGAACGGCAGCUCCACAUGCAGCUCUACCCCGGCUGGUCCGCUCGAGACAACUAUGGGAAGAAGAAGAAGCGGAAGAGGGAGAAGAUGCAGGAAACGGCCACAGGUACAGGCCAGAGAAUGAAAACGGCGUACAUCUGAGAAUAUGGAGGAAAGAGGAACAGCUUUUCCACGUGCAAAGCGAAGGCAGCAUCAUCGGGUCCUCUGCUUGAGAUGGAGGCCUGUUAGAUUCCAUGAAGACCCAAAACUCUCCGGUUCUCAGCGGGAACCCCCCCCCUCUGCCUCCUCCACCUCCUCCGCCCUUUCACCUUCACCUCCGCCGCACCGGGACAGAUUUAGCUCCUCCCUCGCCUCCUGAAGGCGCCUCCGCUCCGGAGACUGAACUGAACGAGACAAUCAGGAUUUUUAGCGGGAGCGCCGUCGCACCGAACCCUCCGUCUGUCUUCUGCACUGAAAACCCGCAGCACAGACUCCUCCUCUUCCUCCUGCUCCUCUUCCUCCUCCUCCUCCACCGGCACUAACUUAUUCUAACUUAUUUGUCACCUGUCCGUUUUUGUAUAGUCCAUCAGGCCCUCGCUCGCCCCUCCCUCGCUCCGACCUCUCACUGGAAACGUUUUGGGGGCCGUUCCACCCGACCAAACGCCUCUGUUUCUGUUUUUGUUGUUUCGACAGACUGCACUAAGGAAGACGGAGGAAUCUCAUCUCGUCUCACCAAACGUCCGACAAAGUUGAUGCGGAGAAAAAAAAUGGAUCAUUUGUCUCUCUCUCUUUCUCUCUCUUUGCUUUAUUUAGACUGAAUUUUAUUUUGAAUGCUUUUGGUUUUGUAUCUCGUUUCAUCUUCUCGGUGUAUAUUUUAGUGAUUUUUGUUUCGUUUGUUUUUUUUAUAGUGGUAUAUAUGAAAAUAAGCUUUUGGACACAAGAAAGCCAUUUUUCUUGUUGGAGCGUCUUGCAGAAAAUCGAAACUUGCGGCUUCUUUUGAUACUAUUUGUAACAAAUGGUGACCUCGGGGUCGGCUCGGAUGUAACAUAAACGCUCGAUAUGUGUACUUUUUAAAAACUGUCAGGAUAUGUUGGAUUUUUCUGGAUAUUUUUGCAGGCUACAUCAGGAUUUUAUUGCUCGGAAACACGACAAAUGAAGCAGAUAUAUAUAUUUACUCCAGCACUUGACAGUCUUUCUUUUAUUGCAAUGGACCUUUUUAUCUUUUCUCUUUCUGGUAGCUAAUAGUGUGGUCUUUUUAGCCAUGUUGUUUAUUCCAUCUCUGUAACAUUUUUUUUAUUUUAUUUUGAUGCUCUAUUUUUAGUAUUACUUGACAAAUUAAUUUUUUUAUUAUUAUUAUUUUAAUAUUUCGGGUCACUGUUAUCUUGGAGGAGCAUUUUGCUUCCCAGGAAGUCAUAUUUGAAUUGUUUCAACAUGUUUUUGUUCUUUUUUUUUAAUAAAAAGGCACCAUUGUCUCAUCUGAUGAGUCGUGUGGUGAACAGACCUGAAACCUUAACGUGCUUUAAAGCUCGAAGACGGAGAGCAACAAAAACAGCAUUAAUGUACAGACUGUGUAUAAAUUUGAAGGUUGAUUAAAGGAUAGACAUUAAAAAUCUGAA